Molecule: messenger RNA, 7868 nt
Organism: Phacochoerus africanus (Common warthog)
Lineage: Eukaryota; Metazoa; Chordata; Mammalia; Artiodactyla; Suidae
Gene: SENP6
Product: SUMO specific peptidase 6
Exons: 24
Coding region: 143-3580 (1145 amino acids)
Biological process (GO): protein desumoylation; regulation of spindle assembly; regulation of kinetochore assembly
Cellular component (GO): cytoplasm; nucleus
Molecular function (GO): SUMO-specific endopeptidase activity
Source: RefSeq, a predicted model, not a curated record
GGCAGCGCCGCCCGCCUGACGGCCGAGGGCCAGGCCCGCAGCCCUGCGGCGGCUCCCUCCCUGCGGCGCGGGCCCGCGACCCUGCGAGCGCGGCGGCGGGCUGGGCCAUGGACUGAGGCGGCGGCGGCGUGGGAGGAGGAAGAUGGCGGCGGGCAAGAGCGACGGCAGCACCGGGGAGAUCACUUUUCUGGAAGCUUUGGCUAGAUCAGAAGCUAAAAGAGAUGGAGGCUUUAAAAAUAAUUGGAGCUUUGAUCAUGGAGAAGAGAGUGAAGGAGAUACAGAUAAAGAUGAGGCAAAUCUGCUCAGUGUAGAUGAAGAUGAGGAUUCUGAAACUUCAAAAGUAAAAAAGUUAAAUCGUCAGUCUGAAAUUGUUGCCGCUAGUUCUGGUGAACCCUGGAAGACAUGUGCAAGACGAAACAAGACUGAAAGUUUAAAACCUUUGAAGGGCAACCCAAUUGGGCUUAACAUGUUGAACAACAAUAAGAAACUGAGUGAAAAUACACAAAAUGCAUCAUUAUGUUCUGGAACUGUAAGACGUUUUCCUCAUGCUAAUGCACAGUUAUCAAUAGUAAAAACAGCGGCCCAAAGCAGUCUGGACCAAAAGGAAAGGAAAGAAUACCCACCUCAUGUCCAAAAAUUUGAAAGUAAUCCUGUAACGUUAAGUCGGCCUCAAGGUGUUGAUCGUAUAAUGAAGAAAACAGAAGAGUCUGAAUUAUACCUGGAGUCUGAAAUAAAAAGAAAAGUACCACAGAAACGUCACAGUAGUACAUACCAGUCUGCCCCAUCUCCUUUGUCUCCUGCUUCCAAAAAAUGUUUAACUGAUUUAGAGGUUUCUAAACAGUGUGGAUAUUGUCCAAAAUGUGGAAAAGAAAAAGAAAAUCAGACCAAAUGCCAAAGUUGUGGUAUUCCUUUUCUUAAGGAUUUGCAAAGAAAUUGCAGACAAGCUGUAACUUUGAAUGAAUCGACUGGACCAUUAUUAAGAACAUCAAUUCAUCAGAAUUCUGGAGGACAGAAGUCACAAAACAUAACAUUAUCAGCCAAGAAGUUUUAUGGCAACAGUGUGGGAAAGAUUCCAAUUGAUAUUAUUGUGAAUUGUGAUGAAAGUGGACAGAAUUAUUUACAGACUAAUGGUAAAGUCAUUUUAUCUAGGGCAAAAGUAGCCAAAAUCACAAACCUGAAAGAAAGGAAAACAAGCCUGUCAGACCUGAAUGACCCAAUCAUUUUGUCCAGUGAUGAUGAUGAUGAUGACGACGACAGUGACAGGACUAACCGAAGAGGAAACAUAUCUCCUCAGCCUGCUGAUUCAGCAUGUUCCUCCCCAGCACCAUCCACAGGAAAAGUAGAAGCAGCUCUAAAUGAAAAUACCUGUAGAGCAGAGCAUGAACUAAGAAGCAUUCCAGCAGAUUCAGAAUUCAGUACAGUUACAUUGCCAAGAAAAGCAAGAAUGAAAGACCAGUUUGGUAAUUCUAUUAUCAAUACACCUCAAAAACGUCGCAAAGUGAUUUCUCAAGAAACUGUAGUUGAUCCUGUAUCUUUAAGCUGCCAAAGUUCCUUUGAUAGAGUAUUUUUAAACUGUCGAAGUAUACGAGUAGGAACACUAUUCCGACUAUUAAUAGAACCUGUAAUUUUUUGUUUAGAUUUUAUCAAGAUAAAGCUAGAAGAACCAGAAAAUGAUCCUGUAGGGAUUACCUUAAAUACCUCUGAUCUAACUAAAUGUGAAUGGUGUAAUGUCCGAAAAUUACCAGUAGUGUUUCUUCAGACGACACCAGCAGUGUAUCAGAAAUUGAGCAUGCAACUGCAGAUGAACAUGAAGGAUAAUGUGUGGAAUGAUUGUAAAGGAAUAAAUAAGUUAACAAAUUUGGAAGAACAAUACAUAAUUCUAAUUUUUCAAAAUGGCCUUGAUCCUCAGGCAAAUAUGGUAUUUGAAAAUAUCAUUACCGAAAUUGGUGCAAAGAAUAAGGUGUCCAAUUUUUUUGCGAAAAUUCCCUUUGAAGAAGCCAAUAGCAGACUUGUUGCCUGUACAAGAACCUAUGAAGAGAGCAUCAAAGGAAGUGGUGUGCAAAAAGAAAACAAAAUUAAAAAUGUGGGCAUUGAAUCUAAAAUACAGUUUAAAAACAAACAAGAAUUACAGUUUUUUGAUGACGAGGAUGAAACUGGAGAGAGCCACACCAUCUUCAUGGGCCCUGUAGAAAAAUUAAUAGUAUAUCCACCACCUCCAGCUAAGGGAGGUAUCUCCGUUACUAAUGAGGACCUGCACUGUCUGAGUGAAGGGGAAUUUUUAAAUGAUGUUAUUAUAGACUUUUAUUUGAAGUAUUUGGUGCUUGAAAAAUUGAAGAAAGAAGACGCUGACCGAAUUCAUAUAUUCAGUUCUUUUUUCUAUAAACGCCUUAAUCAGAGAGAGAGGAGAAAUCUUCAUGAAACAACUAAUCUGUCAAUACAGCAAAAGCGACACGGGAGAGUGAAAACUUGGACGCGGCAUGUAGAUAUUUUUGAGAAGGAUUUUAUUUUUGUACCCCUCAAUGAAGCUGCACACUGGUUUUUGGCUGUUGUUUGUUUCCCUGGUUUGGAAAAACCAAAGUAUGAACCCAAUCCUCAUUACCAUGAAAAUACAGUCAUGCAAAAAUGUUCACCUGUAGAGGACAGUUGUAUUUCUUCUCCUUCAGCCAGUGAAAUGGACAGUUGUUCACAAAACUCAUCUGCCAAGCCCGUAAUUAAGAAGAUGCUAAACAGAAAGCAUUGCGUAGCUGUAAUUGAUUCAAAUAAUGAACAGGAAGAAAGUGACCCUCGUUAUCGGAGAAACAUAAGCAGUGUGAAAUGUAGUCUGAAAAAAAUAAAUCAUACUGCAAGUCAAAAUGAAGAAUCGAAUAAAGGAGAAUCUGCAUGCCAGAAAGUUGUUGAUAGGACUAAAAGUGAGAAUGGCCUACAGAAUGAAUAUUUAAGUUCUAUGCAACAUACAGAUGGCUUAAGCAAAAUCAGACUAAACUACAGUGAUGAAUCAGGUGAAGGUAGUAAAAUGCUUGAAGAUGAACUCAUCGACUUCUCAGAAGAUCAGGACAACGAGGAUGACAGCAGUGAUGAUGGGUUCCUUGCUGAUGACAACUGCAAUUCAGAAAUAGGACAGUGGCAUUUGAAGCCUACAAUUUGUAAACAACCUUGUAUCCUACUGAUGGACUCACUCAGAGGCCCUUCUCGGUCAAAUGUUGUAAAAAUUCUAAGAGAGUAUUUAGAGGUGGAAUGGGAAGUUAAAAAAGGAAGCAAAAGAAGUUUUUCCAAAGAUGUUAUGAAAGGCUCUAACCCAAAAGUACCCCAGCAAAACAAUUUCAGUGAUUGUGGUGUGUAUGUAUUGCAGUAUGUAGAGAGCUUUUUCGAGAAUCCAAUUCUCAAUUUUGAACUACCUAUGAAUUUGGCAAAUUGGUUUCCUCCUCCAAGAAUGAGAACAAAAAGAGAAGAAAUCCGAAACAUAAUUCUGAAGCUUCAGGAAGAUCAGAGCAAAGAGAAAAAGAAGCAUAAGGACACUUACUCAACAGAACCAUCUUCAGGCGAAGGAGCAGAACACUAUGUCAGUAGCAUCUCAGAUUGACCACUGCCACUGCUUGUCAGUAUUCCUUCAGAAACCGAGUGACUUUCAACUUUGGGUAUAGACAGUAAAGAACUGAAGUGCUCCCUACUCAGAGUGAUUUGAAAAUGUUAAUCCUUGUAUAAAUGUCAUAUAAUUAAUUUCCAAUGGAGUAUGUUUUAAGUGAAAGUCUGUAAAUAUGUUAAUGAGGCCAAUUUUUCCAGCAUUUAUAAUUAUUUUUUUCACUUGUUAGGAAGCUUUUGUUAUGUAUUUUCUGUUAAUAGUACUUAAAACUGCAACUUCUAAACACAAAAUAAAUAAAAAAAUAUUUAUAGGAGGAAAUGAUUAAUUUGAUAUUCUUUAGUGAAAUUAUAUUGAAUUCUUCAGUGGGUGUGAAAUACUUCAUGGGAAUAUUCGAGUGUUUAUGAUAAUCUUUUACCUUUACAUUUGUUCUAAAAUGACUUGAAAUGUGAAAAUAAGGUUGAAUUGAAGGCAUUUUAAACAAGAUAUCUUCAUAUGCUUGUAUAGCAGGCAAACAUAACAGCUUUUUAAUUUGUACAUUCCCAUAUAGAGAACUUAGGCCCCCAAAUGUAAUAAAUAUUUAAAGUUUUACAGUAUUUAAUAAACAGUAUUUAGAGCAAUUCAAAGAAAAAUAACUUUGAAUUAUACUACUAAAUAACUAUACUUUAUUGUACAUUAUUGUCAAGUACAUUUCUAAAGAUGUCAAAGACUCAGGUUAAAACUAUUUUGGUAAGUACAGCUUGAAUUUCAAAUAUCCCAUGUUACCUUUCUGUAUUAUAGCUUAAAGUAUCUACAAUCUGUGUGAUAUAGUUAAUUGAUAAACAUUUUUAACCUGUGAACACAGGAAUUUAAAUAGGAAUUUACUAUUUUUUGUAAUGACUUUCACUAUUUUUUCAUUGCUCAUUUUGUUCUUGUUAUUUUGAUAAAGUAUCAGACUUUCUGCGCCUGAGUUUUUUAGUGUAAAUUAUUUUUACAUGUAAAAGUACUGUUUUUAAUCAGUUGCAUAAUGCAUAAAAAAUCUGCCCUUUUUUUCCUUUAAAAAUACUAAAAUAUGAUGGUGUGGUGACAAAUUUACAGCUCUCAUAGGGAUCUUCCCUAGAUCUGCCGAAACUAUUAUUUUCAAAUGAAAUGUUACACAUUUCUUUCAAAUUAACUUUGAGACCUGAAAUUAUAUAUGUUAAAGUCACUUUUUUUGUUAAAUAAUUUAAAGUGCACAUAUAAGAAACGUAGUUGAGAAUAAAAGGAAGACCAUUUUUUAAUCAGCAGUUACUUUAUUUUUAAUCUGGCCAUUGGUAACCAACGUCUUAGGCUAUUUUCUUGGAUUUAAUAAAGUCCAUGGAUGUGUUUGCAUGGGUUUAGAGAUGUUGUUACCAAUAACCAAAGAACUGUUUAGACACACUCACUAAGGGAAGCACAGGGACAUGACCAUGAGUGGUAUUGCUUUUGGAUUUGCUACUUUGGACUACCUUAACUUUUUUUAUUUACGAGUGCAUUAUUUCUUUUUUAGGAAUACCCCAGAGCUCCUAACCCAGAUAUGAAAAAACAAGAGUUUAAUUUUAUUAUGUAUUGAAUAUGAACCAAAACUUGGAAUUGUUUUUUCAAACCUGAUAAGCAGAAUUGGCAUAUUUAAUUUUUUUACUAUACUCUAUUUUGUCAGUAUUUGAAAGUACUGAAAAAAAAUUCUAAAAUACUUGUUUCGGUUUCUAAUCGUUACAUUUUGCACUCUUAAUUUUUGAUGAGAUACAAAGAUAACCUGUCCUUUGGGCCAAUUCAGUCACAUUUUGACAUUAGAACUAGGUAUGUCUGACAACUUUCUAGAAGCAGAGGAUCCAGCUAUUCGAUCAUAUUUCUCCUACCCCAUGUAAAAUUCUAUUUUUAAAAGUUAGGCUAAGAACUUUGCAAUAUAUAUGUGUAACUUUGGAUAUGUGGAUAUAUGCACGUGUGUGUAUGUGUGUGUGUGUGUGUGUGUGUGUGUGUGUGUGUCUUCAGAGACGGUUAGGUUGAGUUCCAAAACUAGACUUGAGAAUCUCUGGUGUGUAUGCACAUUUGCUUGAUAAUUGUGUACUCUGGCAUGUCUAUAUAUAGUUUACAGGGGGUAUCAACCUUUUAAAAUGUAUUAUUAGUACUCAGAAGUUGUGAAACAGAAUUUUAAAGCUUAGAAGUUUGUACUAGAUGCUGAAACUGCAUGACGAGUAUCUAGUGUCUUAACUAAUUAGAUAGAUCUGUUGUAUUUGUUUUCUUGUUGGAUAGAAUAACAGUUAAUCAUUUUUAGAAGAGUUUUAGAUUACUUGCCAUAAAAUUUUUAUGUGUCUUAGCUCUUGGUAGUUUAGGAGCAAAGGUGGCAUUUAACUAGCCCUUUUCCUUUGACGUUGCUAAGGCAUCUGAAAACUUAAUGGUAUUAUUUCAAGUUCACAUAAACCUAAAGCAGUUAAGCAUAGUAACCUGUGCUUAAAACAGUUAGUUAAAUAUAGGAGGUUUUAUUUGAAAAGAUAAAAUGAUUAUCUAAAUUAUAUCUUGUUUUUAAGUGACAAAAGUGAAUUCAGUAUUUUUUCCUUUAAAAAACUAUGAUCUCUAAAGACUAUAAGAUAUAAAAAGAAUAACAGUUUUAAUUUCCCAGAAAUUAAAAGUUGUACUUAAAAGUCUCAGACAAUUUCAUGAACAGGAGUAAUAAAGAAUAUAUUUUAAUAUAUAAUAUAUAAUCAAGAGCUCCUGAGAGGUAGCGUUAGAAAGGAUAACUUGUUAGAAUAAAAAGAAUCCUCACCUUAAGAGAUGAGGUAAUGGGGAGCCGAACAUCUAGAAGAGGCAUAGAUACCAAGGGUGCCCUGUAGGUUGCUUUGAGGACAAAGGAGAAGGAGGAGAUUACUGGGAGCCAGGGGAGGUGAGGGGAUGGUACUACGGACUGUCCAGCCAGGUCAUUAUAAACAGGUAGUUUGCCAGUAGGACAACUGAAUUCUCAUAAGCAAGACCAGAUCGUAUUGGGAAAUGAAAUCUAUUAAAGAGUGUUCUGAAAUACUCCAGCAAGACUUUCUGGUAGUUUUCCUACUCCCAAGAAGAAGAAGAAAAGUUACAAAAACUGCUUUUUGAAACUUAAAUUUAACCACAGAGGAAGAAUUGGUUGAUCAAGCAGAAGAAAUGUAUAUCUUGGGGAAAUAGUUCUACCAUCUUAAUUCUGAGAGGCCAGGUCAAGGAGUAAUGGUAGAGUGUCUAAACUGCUGUCAGGGAAAUCAGGGUGCAGUGUUACUCAGAGGAAAAUACCAGAGACCUGUGGCCUGACACAGAAAAAAAUGUUGAAAGCUUAGAGUUCUUUACUGUCUAUCAUAGAUAACAGUUGUUACUUACUGCAAAAGAUUACAGUGAGGAACAUAAGAUCCAAAACAAUUUUUCUAGAAAUGUGUCUGGGGGAGUUUUCAGAAUAUGUAUACCUAGGGUCUUCAUGCCAGUGGUGGGAAGUAUUUCCAGGUAAUUCCUCAACUAAUUUUCCCACUGACUUAAAAGGAUCAGCAUAUGUCCCUGACAGUUAUCGAGUUUCUGGCCCCAAAAGUAGUAAGUCUUGUUUGCGUUUUCUUCUCUCAAAUGCUUUAAAUAUACCACUUUACUCCCAUCCCUCAAAUUCUCAUUAAGAAUUUGAUGGCAAAGUUAUCACUGUUACUAAGCCUUGAAGAAUUAUAAAGAAAAAAAUAUAAGGUACACAAAGUUUGGAUACUGCCAGAUACCUUGUUUUUCAAAAGGCAAAAAGUAGAUUCUGCAAAGUAUAAGAUACAAUAACUCGAUAAAAUUCUAAAAUGAAUUUAUUAGAUGGAUGCCUUGUGCACUCAUAGGGGUCACCGGGAGUUAUAGGACCACUAUAACCAAGGUGGUUUUCUGUUUUUACUAGGAUUCCGAACUUGUCAAUCUGUAGAAUGCAGCCAGACUAGCAAUUCUCAAUCUGUUUGCUGACUCUGUUUUUGCAAAAUAUGUUCUGUGGUCAAGUAAGUUUGGAAAAAAUUUAAACCAAAUUAAGCAGGUUUCCUGGAGCUUUUAAUAUGAUAAUAUGCAGAGAUUAAACAAGGAAAAUAUAAAGCACAGUAUAUUAAAUACAGAAUGUGGCCAUAUCCUCCACUUCUCCUUUCUCUAAACUUGCCUGUAAAUAGGUACCCAUCAGAAGACUAUUUGGGGUGUUUGUUAACUGAAUUUUAUGGGAAGAUACUUUGAAACUUAUCUGAGACUGGUUAUUUUUUUUACAUCCUAUUUUACUAAUAGUCGAGAAUAUGAUGUGGAAACUUAGAAAUAAAUGACUAGUAUCUUGGGGAAA